Molecule: messenger RNA, 1309 nt
Organism: Saimiri boliviensis boliviensis (Bolivian squirrel monkey)
Lineage: Eukaryota; Metazoa; Chordata; Mammalia; Primates; Cebidae
Gene: SKIC8
Product: SKI8 subunit of superkiller complex
Cellular component (GO): Cdc73/Paf1 complex
Molecular function (GO): protein binding
Source: RefSeq, a predicted model, not a curated record
UCUGCCCCCGCGCCCCGCCCAGGGAGGGCGGGGGCGCUGCGACGGGCUCCACGCCUUGAGGGCGGGGCCGGCGCGAUGCCCCGCCCCCCCGUGAGCUCAUCUUUGCGCGUCGCAGUCGCGCGGAGCCCGGCUUCCGACGUGCGUCCUGGCGGUGCCGUGAGCUGUCUGGCCUUUUGCCCUCGAUCCUUGGUUAAGGAAAUGACCAACCAGUAUGGUAUUCUCUUCAAACAAGAGCAAGCUCAUGAUGAUGCCAUUUGGUCAGUCGCCUGGGGGACAAACAAGAAGGAGAACUCUGAGACGGUGGUCACAGGCUCCCUGGACGACCUAGUAAAGGUCUGGAAAUGGCGUGAUGAGAGGCUGGACCUGCAGUGGAGUCUGGAGGGACAUCAGCUGGGAGUGGUGUCUGUGGACAUCAGCCACACCCUGCCCAUUGCUGCAUCCAGUUCUCUUGAUGCUCAUAUUCGUCUUUGGGACUUGGAAAAUGGCAAACAGAUAAAGUCCAUAGAUGCAGGACCUGUGGAUGCCUGGACUCUGGCCUUUUCUCCUGAUUCCCAGUACCUGGCCACAGGAACUCAUGUUGGGAAAGUGAACAUUUUUGGUGUGGAAAGUGGGAAAAAGGAAUAUUCUUUGGACACGAGAGGAAAAUUCAUUCUUAGUAUCGCAUACAGUCCUGAUGGGAAAUACCUAGCCAGUGGAGCCAUCGAUGGAAUCAUCAAUAUUUUUGAUAUUGCAACUGGAAAACUUCUGCAUACACUGGAAGGCCACGCCAUGCCCAUUCGCUCCUUGACCUUUUCCCCGGACUCCCAGCUCCUUGUCACUGCUUCAGAUGACGGCUACAUCAAGAUCUAUGAUGUACAACAUGCCAACUUGGCGGGCACGCUGAGCGGCCAUGCUUCCUGGGUGCUGAACGUGGCGUUUUGUCCCGAUGACACUCGCUUCGUUUCCAGUUCCUCUGACAAAAGCGUGAAAGUUUGGGACGUUGGAACGAGGACUUGUGUUCACACCUUCUUUGAUCACCAGGAUCAGGUCUGGGGAGUAAAAUACAAUGGAAAUGGCUCAAAAAUUGUGUCUGUGGGAGAUGACCAGGAAAUUCACAUCUAUGACUGUCCAAUUUAAACAUCAGAGUCUCCAGAAUUAUGCUGCAAAGAGAAUGUACAGAUUGAUGAUGACAUUCCUUACCUUUUUAGGCUUAAGAGAAAUAGAGCAUUUAUUGUAGCAAAGACUUAAAUUUUAUAGAUAAAAUGUAAAUCUUUUCAUGUUUUAUUGGAAAUGCUGUUCAUACUUUAACACAGAGCUUUCUUCAUGCAAA